AUGGUACCAGACGUAGGUGAUAUCCUCGAUGAGCUCAAGUCAAACGUUUUGUCUGGCCUCGUCAUUGUUCUUUCUGGACUGGUGCCUCUGGGCGUAAAUAUUGAAGAUUCCGAGAUUGGCAUGCAGGCGCAGAGCUUUGGUGCCCAAGUCCUGGACAGCAUAUCUCGACGAGUCACUCACUUGGUUGUAUCACUGGCCCGACCCAGAACGAAAAAGGUGCAACAAGCGGCCAAAAUCCCGAGCAUUAAGAUUGUAAACCACAAUUGGCUCGUCGAUUGCCUUAGCCAAUGGCGCCGGUUGGACGAGAGGCCGUACUACCUCAAUGUUGCGGCAGACCGCGAGCGUUCUGAUGAUACCACGGAGGCUACGUCUGAAGCCGAAAACGUCGAGGCGGAAGCUAGGGACCUCAAAGACUUUGACUGGGCCACUGCGGACAAGGAUUUAGAAGAGUUUCUCGGUACUGAUAACGACGAUGAAGAAGAUGAGGAGCGUGAGGACGAUGAGGAGGAGGAGGAUGAGGAAGAAGAAGAAGGAGGAGGAGGAGAAGAAGAAGAAGACAGAGACAUGGACAUUGACGAUACCGUUGAGAGUGGUGCUGAAGCCGACAAGGACGGGGACACAGACAGUAGCAGGACCAACAGCCUCGUAAAGAAGGGCAAGAAACGGAAACUAGCUGUGGAUGAAGACGAGUCGGACGGCGACGGACGUAACAUAGUGGGGGAAAGCCUUCUGGCCAAGAAGCAGCGUCUAGCUCGCAACCGUGGAGCAUCCGGGCUGAGAUCCGUACGAAACACCAAUGGGGAUGAUGACGAGGACGAGGGCAGCAGUUUGCCGACGCCUGGGCCGACUAACGACGAAGCAACGGCGGUCAGCAACAAGGCGGCCGCUAUGGAGCCAGCGCCUGACGACGAGGGGGAUGCGGAUGACGAUGAGUUGGAGAGAGAGCUCCUGGCAGAGCUGGAAGCCGCAGAUGAGUAA
Metarhizium acridum CQMa 102 is the source of this 978-nucleotide messenger RNA. RefSeq names its product CTD phosphatase Fcp1 (gene fcp1). The record is from RefSeq and is a predicted model, not a curated record. Gene Ontology annotation, molecular function: RNA polymerase II CTD heptapeptide repeat phosphatase activity. NCBI's taxonomy places the organism in Eukaryota, Fungi, Ascomycota, Sordariomycetes, Hypocreales, Clavicipitaceae. Gene Ontology annotation, cellular component: nucleus.